AUGGACUUCUCCGACUCCUUCCGCAUCGUCAACCUCGCCGUGGGCAUCAUCAUGAUCCUCGGCGGCAUCUCGCAGUUCUUCAAUCUAGGCUUCCAAUCCAUCAUCAUCGGGGCGUACGUCAUCGCCUUUGGCGCGGCCGUCGCUUUGCUCGAGUUCCAGAUCCCGCCGCAGGUUUCGCGUUACGCCUCUUUCCUCUUCUCCUUCCUUGGCCGCGGCAUCUUCUACGUCUUCAUCGGCUCCAUCCUCCUCAACAACGGCGUCCUGCGCAUCAUUGCUGGAUCGCUCGUCGGGCUUGUCGGGCUGGGCUACUGCGCGCUCGAGUUCGUGCCGUCGAUUGAGCCGCCUGCCAAUAUGAGGGAGGCUGACCAGGGUUGGGGCGCUGAGCAGGUGUAA
Molecule: messenger RNA, 393 nt
Organism: Pseudomassariella vexata
Lineage: Eukaryota; Fungi; Ascomycota; Sordariomycetes; Amphisphaeriales; Pseudomassariaceae
Product: Golgi apparatus membrane protein TVP15
Exons: 2
Coding region: 1-393 (130 amino acids)
Biological process (GO): vesicle-mediated transport
Cellular component (GO): Golgi membrane
Source: RefSeq, a predicted model, not a curated record